Molecule: messenger RNA, 2239 nt
Organism: Lactuca saligna
Lineage: Eukaryota; Viridiplantae; Streptophyta; Magnoliopsida; Asterales; Asteraceae
Source: the annotation of a GenBank genome assembly
CAUGAGUAAAGUAUCCCCACCCUAUUAGACCGCUAUACAUCUCUGCUUCAAGAUAUCCCAUCUCAAUGAAAGUGAUUCAGGCCUCACUCCUCUCUCAUAGCGAUUUAGGGUUUUGGUACAAGUUAUCGACUAAGACACCGACGACUUAGGGUUUUUUCAUAAAAGUUGUGUAUAUGCACUUCGAUUGCUCCAAUGACGAAUCCACAAUGUUUGGUUUGGAAAAUGUAAAAAAAAAAGGUAAUGUUUGUUUCUUUUUGAGUUCAUACAGAUGAGAGAAUCACGUCAUCUGUCGAUUCUAUCAUCUUACAGCGUUGGUAGCCCCUUCAGGCGGUUUCUCUGGUCAGUGGCUCUCUCCUUAACACUUAGUUACAAAUUCUGCUCUUUCAGCUCACAAUCUCGUCAUCCAGAAAUUAAGUGGGCUCAGAGAGAGGAUAAAGUUUAUAUCACAAUUUUAUUGGCGGAUACAAAAGAUGCAAAAGUGAAUCUUGCUCCAGAAGGUGUUUUUACAUUAUCUGCUUCAGCUGGUCAGCAUGAGUAUGAUCUUAAGCUUGAGCUUUAUGACAAAGUAAAUGUAGAGCUUGUUGAACAUGUUGCUACAUGCUUAAUUAAAAUAGCAGAAAGAGUACAAGAAUCCAGUGAAAUGCUUGAUGAACAUUCUAAACAUGGAUUGAUUCAUCAAGUGGAAUAUCAUAUAGACCUGAUCAACCAUACCACUCUAUCUUAUUCUGUUCAUACUGGUUUAAUUGGACUACUUGUUAAACUUGCUUUUGGUUCUAUGGUGGCUGUGAAGACACUUUUUGAUCUUAAUAUAAGUAGCAUUUUGAAAGAGAUCUUGUCAAUAUAUGACCUUUCACAUGGAGUCCCUUCCCCUCGAACAAUUGAUGGACAUUAUAAUCAAAUGCAUGAAGUUUUGAAGUUGUUGAUUCAGCUUCUACCUGUUGUAUCCAGAAAUCAAGAAGUUCCAUUAGCUGCAAAAAAAGAAGCUUUCUUGGUGACUCAUCCUGAUCUUGUAGAGAAAUUUUGGAAUGAUUUAUUACAUGUCUUGAUCCAGGUUGGUUAUCAUUUGUCAAUCAUGUUGUACUGGUUUCUUGCUAACUUUUACAAUUUCCUUGAUAUACCCUUUCUUUUCUUCUCAUUUCUGAACAGGUUUUUGGCUGGAGUGUUCACUAGGAAGGAUAUACGUGUACUAAUGCUAACUCUUAAUAUUUCUGACAAUAUCCUAAAAAAGAAUAGUGAGGUUUUCAUGGGACCUUUUGUUAAAGAAGGUGUUCUUUUUGCCAUUAAUGCACUUAUAGACCCUGAAAAGUGUUCACGGUUUAUGUUUUCAAUGUUCAACGACAUCCAAUUAUCGAAUACUUCAAGCAAAAAAUAUGCUGGAAAAGAUGUGAUUCACUGCUUAUGCUUUUCUUUUGAUGAUCGGCUAAGCAGGGCAACAAAUUGGGUUAAGUUCAGUGCGACGGCUGGACUAGAUGUUAUCUACGGAGGCCAUUUACAACAAGGAAAAUCACAAAGGGCACCUUACCUUCCACAAAGUGGGGCGGGUGGUGGUGGUGGAGGUGGUAGUCCCUAUUCAGAAAGGGCUGCACUUUAUGCUCUUGGUUUAAUCCAUUACAGCAAGGAAGAACUUUUUUAUGCUCUUGAAAUGGUUAAUCUGUUUGACCUCAAAAAGGUUUACUUUGAUUCAAGAGUGAUUGCUCUAACUGAUUGCCCUAAAAAGCAUCACAAAACCCUUGAUGUGGUACUUGUUCAAGAAACUGUUGUUCUAAUUCUUGAUGAUACAGAAAGAGGGAAGAUGGACAAGGAGAAUCUUAUUUUGAUGGAAAGAUAUCAUUUUUUUGCUUCAAGUUGUAAAGAAUUAAGAUGCAGAGCUGUCGGUAUCAGCAAGGGGUUGUUAAUGGUGGGGACCGCUAGUGAGAAGGCAACUGAGAUGCUUGUGUAUGCUCAUGAGACACAACAUGAAAAGAUCAUAAGGGGGUUGGCAUUGCAGAUUACAUUUACUGUUUAUGGAAGGGAGGAGGAAGCAGAUACUUUGAUUGAACAGAUGACCCGUGAUCAGGAUCCAAUAUUGAGGUAUGGAGGGAUGUAUAGUGGCACAACAAAUAAUAAGGGUAUUAGGUUGGAUUGUGCUGCAUAUGGUCAGGAAAUAGGUUGUAUUGUUCCUUCUGAAGUUCCUCUUUGUAUUGUCCUUGAACACAAAGCAGCUGUUUCAUCUUUGAAGACCCCUGAAAAUUCUCCAUGA